Molecule: messenger RNA, 1767 nt
Organism: Lodderomyces orthopsilosis Co 90-125
Lineage: Eukaryota; Fungi; Ascomycota; Pichiomycetes; Serinales; Debaryomycetaceae
Exons: 1
Coding region: 1-1767 (588 amino acids)
Biological process (GO): autophagy; response to starvation
Cellular component (GO): cytoplasm
Molecular function (GO): protein binding
Source: RefSeq, a predicted model, not a curated record
AUGUGGGAUUGGACAGCACCAACUCUGAAAUCGGAAAGGGAUACACUUUACUUGCAAACACGUCUUCAAGCAAGGGAGACUUUCAAUUUGAAAUCAUUCAAGGUAAUAAAGUGUCAGGACGGUGAGUAUAUUGCGGUAGCGGUGACUUCGGAAGAUAACGCCGACAAUGUGGAUGUCUUGAGAAUCUCCUCUACUUUUUUUAAAGUCGCGAGCAGGAUUGUCCUUCCAUUUGGUUCCGAGAAAUACUCUAUAAAGGCAAAUGACUCAUUUGUGUGUAUAGGGACUGACCGUGGCGCCGUACACAUUUAUCGAUUUGGCCGCACGGGUUUGGUUCUUGAAAAUGCCAAUACAGAUUCGGCUCUAUCGAAUAUUAAAAGAAAUUGCUGCAACAUACCUGGGGGAGACGAUAUUCGUGACUUCGGUGAUGAUAAUCUUAUCAUAAAAACAAGUUGUAGCGAUAGUAUGGCCAUAUUUGACAUUAUUCAAGGUUGGUUUGUUUAUUGUCCAACUAAAUCAGAGUAUACUUAUUUGAAGAAUAUGAAGAGCAAUAACAAGAACUGCAGAAACGUUCCGCUGGUAGAUGAAACUUCCGCGUCACAGGAUCCAAUAAUCACUAAUUUCAUGAGUCCGUCAGCAAAGAAGAGAAAGGCCAGCUUAUUUACUCCUGUAAAGCUAUCCGGAUCAACUCCCUUGUACAACAAGCUUGUGUCAUCUCUAUCGAAAACAACAUUGGACGGAAUCUUCAAAGUGUCAGAGUUGUCUUCAGCAAAAUAUAAAGAAUACAUGGAAAGCAAACUAGAGUUAAACAAUAUAGGUAAGUCGAUUGGUAAAAGCCUAUAUACGAACAUCCAAAAGGGUUCUGAAUUUUUGAAACCGAAUGACAACCAAAUUCUUACCAUUGUUGACUUAUACAAUGACCGGUCCCUUGCGACAUUCAAACCUCUGGGUGGUGUCUCACAAGUUUCGUUCUCACAAUAUGACUUGCAAUUGGCUACAGCAAAUUUACGAGGAGAUCUGCUAUAUAUAUGGGAUUUGUAUCGCUUACCGACUGAGAUUUCGUUAGUUGGUAAGUUUACCAGAGGUAAUACCUCAGCUAUCGUUCAAAAUAUAUUUUGGUUCAACGCUGAGGAUGAUAAUCGUGAUACACAUUCUGGGUUUGGCUGUAUUUCUAAAGCAACAGGAUCUGUUCAUUGGUAUAAUAUGAAUAAUAUGUUAGGAGAAGGUAAAGUAAGUGAACGUGGUAUUAAGAUAAAAAGAUCGAGAAGGGUACGCAGUGAGCUGCAAAAAAAUGAUUGGACUUUAUCUGCAUUCGAAGGAGAUAAGUUUUUGAAUGUACUAGAUGGGCAGAUUGGUGUGUUGACAAGAGCAGGGUCGUUGAAGAUGAUCAAUCCGACAAAUGGCCAUCACUACUAUGAAUACAGAAUUCCCCGCGAACCAAUUGCAGAGUUUUCCAAUUCUGACUCUUUUACACUAAAAGAAUUAAAAGGUUUGGCAAGGCUGAGAAACCCACUCGCACAAGCGGAGAUAGAAACUUGUGCACCUUAUCUAAACUUGAUCAAUCAUAGAAAUGUCGAAUUGGGAACGUACCUGUAUGAAAGCAUGGCAUUCGAUGAUUUUGGUAAUGAUAUUGAAGUUGAUUGCUUGAACGUUCGAUCUAUUCCUACUACACCAGAAAAUGUUUGUGAAAAGAGUAUAGAUGAAGUCAUAUCUGAAGCAAGUGCAUUAAACAAGAUAUACAUAGAUCAGGGAGACGAAGAGGAUGACUGA